AUGUAUAUUUUCAUAAACAAUAAUAUUGUAUAUUCAUCUGUUUGAAGCUGGCGUGUAAAACCGAAUGUAAAAGACGCAAAAACGAAACGUCAGCACGGGAAGCAUAGAAGUAGCACACAUAGAACAGAAGUACCGCUUCUUACACUUGCUUUCAAUGUGAAUGAAAUAUCUAUAACUCAUAUUUCUAUGUGAAUUUGUUCGGGUCUCCCAAAAAGUUACAUAUUGUAACAAGGGCCAGGUCAGCAUCACCAGCCAGAGGGCGCUCAGUUUCAGAUGAUUUUAUUUUGAAGAGGAAGUUAAUAGUAGGUGGUUUGAGAGGAAUCGGAGAAACAGAAGCCGUUUAUAAUCGCAAUGGAAACACAUGAUGUUGUUUGAUUCACUUGCAUUUGACUUGCGGAGUGCACACCUUGGCUACUUUUUUAUCGCGGUCGUAUAAGCGAGCUACUGAAAGCGAUGGUUAAAGUUUGAGACCGAUCGAAUUAAAGUCAAGACGAUGAGACAAAAAAGAGACGAUCGUUGAAGAGGAUUAAAAGCGCCCGGAAACCUUUAUUUAUCUCUUCUUUGAUCAGAUUCUGCUCACUUAAUUCAUUAUUGGUGACCAGUUCCCUGGUGUUUUGUUGUUGCAGUUGCACAUCAGAGGAAGAUGUAAAACCAUAGCCAUGUGGUUUAUUUUCUUUCCAUGUAAGUUAUUAGGCCUACAAUGUAGCUAUUUUCUUCAUCACAGAAUACGUGUUUUAAGUAAAUCGGCAUACUUAGGGUUAUUUUACAUUAUUGCCACAAGAUCGACUAGGAAGUGCUACAUUUUCAUAUAAUGUAGCCUAAUUCUAAAUAAUUUAUUAGACCACAGACUCUUGCCUCUCUUGUUUACCGUAGGACAGCCUACAUGCACGAAAUGGACACAAAACAACUCCUAAACAUCCUUUUAAACUUUAAAUUGACUUUUUAAUAGCCAAUAAUGUUGCUAAAUCGCAUGGUUUUUGCAUUCAUCAUUUUUUUAAAUCACCAAACCCACAGCAGUCAGACCUGUUUCUAUUGGCAGUGCCCCAAUCUGCCAGAUUCUCGAUGCAUAAUCUUCAGAGAAAAAAAACGAUGUUUCUAUUUUUGACUGUUUUAGACAAACCCAAACUAGGCACAUUAACAUUUGUUUUAUGCAUUAGGGUUAUUUAUUUACAUCCCUCCUGUAAAUUAUUAAUAUCUAAUUCAUAAACCAUUCUUUCUCCUUCAUGCUAUAUCCACAUAUCUAUAUGUGCUAAGAGCUCAUAUUUCUCUAAGGAGGCUAAUUUUAGUAAAGAAAAAAAGGGUUGGAUUACAUCACUCUGCUUCCUACAACUGACAUCUGUUACCAGUUGAAGUAUCAUUCCCUCUGAAAAUAGCAGCAAACAGGAAAUUGCUCACACACUGAAGGUAAGUCUUGCUAGUUAAUGUGACACGUAUAAACUGACUGACAAAUUGCAGGGCAUGAGUGACGAUGUGCACAGAGGAGAACUUCCAGACUCUACAUGCCUGUUUUUGCCAAUUCAGCAAAAGUUAGUUGUCAGACAGAAGAAAUAGCGUCUGCCAUUUGAGAUGGACAGAAUAUUUAUACAGUUGUACAGUGAAAACUUGGUCCUUUUACGCAGAAACAGUCUGAUCUGUCUGUCAUCCAGGCUACAGUAAACCCAGUACAGGAGCCAGUUUCCAGCUAGAUUAUCUUCUCAAGUGUGUCACUGUCAUUUUAUGAUCAAAUCAAAUCAACCUUUAUUUGCCACAUGCGCCGAAUACAAGUGUAGACUUUACCGUGAAAUGCUUACUUACAAGCCCUUAACCAACAGUGCAGUUCAAGAAGAAGAAAAUAUUUACCAAGUAGCCAAAAAUAAAAAGUAACACAAUAACAAUAACAAUAACGAGGCUAUAUACAGGGAGCACCAGUACCGCGUCAGUGUGCAGGGGUACAGGCUAGUUGAGGUAAUCUGUACAUGUCGGUGGGGGCGAAGUGACUAUGCAUAGGUAACAAACAAACAGCGAGUAGCAGCAGUGUACGGGGGGGUGUUGUCAAUGUGAAUUGUCCUGUGGCAAUUUUUAUGAAUCAGUCUAAUGGCUUGGGGGCGAUGAUGAUGUUGUGUGUUGAAGUCUCUUCAGGUUCCCGUGUGAGGUUAUGAAGAUGGGACGCGGCGGUGUGUGGAGCAAAGCUGGCGCUGGCGGCUGACAGGCCCCUUCAGUGGCCAAUCAGGAUGCAUGUCUCCUCGAUGGGUGUCAGCAAGCUCUGCUUCCUGUUCUCCCUGGCUCUCUGUGCUUUGUUGCUCCUCAUCCCCACCCUCCAGCCCUCACAGCAUCAGGGGGACUUGCCCCAGCCCAGGGCCCACAACAAGCCUGCCCGGCACCCUGGACGUCUGGUGGUUCCUCUCCAGGCAGAUAUGGGGAAAGUGACAGUGGGGCGUAAUGGGAUUGAUGGUGACUCUAUGGGGCAGAGCACACCAAGAGAGACCAAGAGGACUGUGGAUGGGGACUGGGUGUAUACAGCUCGUCGAGCUGACACCCAGGGCACUGGGAAGCAUACAGACUCUCAGACAGGGUCAGAGGGGGACUUCCUCCACAGAGCUGGGGGUGUGACGGGGGCUGGAGGGUCUCAGCCCAGGAACCCUCUGGAGCUUAAAGACAUUUUCAUAGCGGUGAAGACCACCAGGAAGUACCACAAGUCCAGAUUGGAUCUGCUGUUCCAGACCUGGGUGUCCAAAGCCAAAGAACAGACCUUUAUAUUCACAGAUGGGGAGGAUCAGGAGCUGAGGAGGAGAGCAGGGGCUAACGUCAUCAACACUAACUGUUCAGCAGCACACACACGGCAGGCGCUGUGCUGUAAGAUGUCUGUGGAAUACGACAAGUUCAUCGAGUCACAGAGGAAGUGGUUCUGCCAUAUGGAUGAUGAUAACUAUGUGAUUGUACCCAGUCUGCUGAAGCUGCUGUCCUCCUACCAUCACACGCAGGAUGUUUACCUGGGCAGGCCCAGCCUCGACCACCCCAUAGAGGCCGCAGAGAGGGUCAAGAGUGACGGAUCUGUGUCAGUGAAGUUCUGGUUUGCUACAGGAGGAGCAGGGUUCUGUAUCAGUCGUGGUCUGGCCCUCAAGAUGAGUCCAUGGGCUAGUCUGGGGAACUUCAUCAGCACGGCGGAGAAGAUCCGUCUCCCUGACGACUGCACCAUGGGUUACAUCAUCGAGGCGCUGCUGGAGGUGACACUGACACACACACACCUAUUCCACUCCCACCUGGAGAACCUGCAGAGGCUUCCCACGGACACCGUGCUGGAGCAGGUCACAUUGAGCUACGGGGGUUUUGAGAACAGGAGGAAUGUGAUCAGCAUUGGAGGAGCCUUCUCUCUGGUGGAGGACCCGUCACGAUUUAAGACUGUCCACUGCCUCCUCUACCCAGAGACUGACUGGUGUCCUAGUAAGGGGCACCAUUGAUGGCCACUACAGUACAGCAUAUCUACAUUACUUCCUACCGGCCUGGUUGACUGGUGUCCCUGUGUAUGCUAGCUAUAUCAUUGCCAUGGCAAAAUAAUGUCAAGGCCAAACCCCUACAGAACCACUUUCCUCAGAUCAAAUGGCUAGAUGUCUGUGGGUCUUUGAGAGGACAUGAGGCGAGACAAGAUGAGGUAACUGGAGUGAGGAUCACUUUGGUCAUGGUGGGAUGAUGAAGAAACACCCCACUACUCUUUCUUAUCACUCCUGUACCCUCCACUCAACGCAGGAAGUUGUCGCUGUUGGCUGUUGCCGUAGCGAUGUUUCACCACUCAUUGCUUUUGUUGUAGCUUUGAAUCCCAAACACACUAUUGUGGUCCAGAGAUGUCUUUGAAGAAGUAUUAAUGUAUUUAAAUGACUGUUGAAAAGGUACCUUAAGACGCUGAACAUGGUGAAAUGUAUUUGCUUUUUGGUCCCAAAAAUGUACUUGACUGGUGUUUUAUUAUGAGGGCCCAUGACCAGAAAUCAUCAGAGGUGAAUAUCUGAUAUCAGUGUUACAUUAAGUAAUGCCUGAGAGUCAUUUGUGACUGUUUAACGGAGUCAAGAACGUAGCGUAAGCUCACUCCACAGCUUGCUUGAAAUGAUCCUUUUGCAUAGGUCAAACGUGUGUUUGUGAGCAGAGGAUUGCUAGUCCCCUGGUAUGGGGACAGGGACAGUGGAGGAAGCCAUACUGUUAGCAGCAUACUGACAUCAGUUUCACUUUACAGACAACCCUUGUGCCCCUCAUGUCCUGAAGUUAAUUUCUUACCAGAAGAGGUUUCAAACUGGUGUGUGUACAUGUGUGUGUGCAACCUAACUACUCAGUCAGAAUGAUUUUAACGUCUUAUAGCCAAAGAUGCCAGUGCCUUAUGUUUCAGUCAACUGGACUUUGGAAAUGCACAUGACAAAUGUUUUAUAGGAAUGAAACUGUGAGAGUACUGUAUGAAUAAAUGUAUGAAUAAUACACACAGCCCUGCAGUAACCAAAACAGACUCUGAACAUGAGCACACUAUCUUAAAGAUCAUGCAUUAGAUAUUGUUGUUGCCUCGAAGUGUUUCCCACAAUGCAUGUUACAAGUUAUUUCUCUGUCAAAAAGACUACACGUUUUGCACUCAUCUCAAUUUCCUGUGUGUAAUAUUUCUGUGUAUUAAAACUUACGGUAGUGUUGUAAUGCUUGAGCUGGAAGUACAUGUCUUUUCCUUUUUGCACAGAAACACUAGAAUCCAAAUACAGAAUCUCUCUUUCCCCGCUGCAGGUCAGUGUCAGAGGGAGAGUCAGACUCCAGUUAGGAUGUGAUUUUUCCUCAUCUUCUGUCCUCCUUUUUACCAUUGAUGUAUUAUUUUGUGUUGAAUAAAGCAUGUUUUGCAGCAUUACAAAACAA
Molecule: messenger RNA, 4854 nt
Organism: Salmo salar (Atlantic salmon)
Lineage: Eukaryota; Metazoa; Chordata; Actinopteri; Salmoniformes; Salmonidae
Source: RefSeq, a predicted model, not a curated record